GUGACGUAAGGACGCACUGCGCUGUCGCUGAUUGGCUCAAAGCACAAGAGUUGAAGGUUGAAACUACUGUCGAAGCUGUCAAGAGUCUCGGAUAUGUGAGAAACAUGAGCGGUACAGUUUGUCAAAUUAGACUAAGUGAUGAUCCAGAUACUCCGUACUUCCUGCGAGUGGACUGGGCCAUAGACCUGGGUGCUGGUUUCACAUUAGCUCUUACAAAUGGCAGCUCAGCAUGGAUUGGAGAAGUUUCAGAGGAUGAUAUGACAAGGGAAGCCAAUGACAUAGGAGUCCCAAGAGAGAGAUAUGUUGAGGAUCUUCUUCAAGCCCUAACAAAAAGUGGAGGAGGAAGAAGCGAAGACAAGGAGAUGUAUACCUUUGGCCUCUCUCCUGAUCGCCGUUGUCUCUUGUAUGAGAAGACUUGUAAUGAUAUUUCGGUGCACUUGGGCUCUGUGGAGCUCCAGCCAUCUCCAGACCCUCUGGAGCUGACCUGUGAGAUGAUUGGACAGUCCCUAAAGCGCAGCACAGAUCUGGAGACAGAAAACUCACAAUUGUUGGAGCAAAACUGUAAAUUGAAGCAGGAUCACCAGCGAAUACUCGGACAGCUCAAACAUCAGGUUCAGAAAAAGGAAGCGUUAGAGAGGGAACUGUACUCACGUUUUGUCAUGGUGCUGAACGAGAAGAAGGCCAAGAUCAGAGGUCUGCAGGAGGCUGUCAAAAGGCUUCGAAACUCGGACGACCAUCCGAGCGACGAGGAGGGUGUACAAAGUGACAAUCUCACAACUCAAGGUGAAGGCAGUCCGGACAGAGGAGAGGAGACCAGUCAGAGCAUCCAACCCUCUCUGGAGCCAACUAUCCUCAUUACAGGACGUAAUCUGGUCUGGGAAGGGAUCCCCGUUGACCGGACUUUUACUGAUGAUGAUGAAGAUGAGCAACCAAAAUGGAAGCCCUCCUUUUCAAGAAAUAGAUGGCGCCCGGGACUAUUCACGAACAUUUUAAUGAGCAGGUUUUCUCUGCUUGCUAUCUUGCUAUGUGGCAGGCUAGUUCCAGCCACACACGACCAAAACAGCGACAGCCGGGCAGCAGUGUCCUGGAAGUGUCUUCAGAUUAUGAUGCAAGGGUCUCUCCUAGAUUGUGAAAGUGAAUUCAGAAAGCCAGAGCACGUCACAGCAUCUGGAUUGCUUUAACUGUGACAAUUACCUACCACAUCUCCUAAGAGACUAGUUGCUUUACAGUAAAGGGGUGAAAAGCAGUUACUGAUACAAUCAUUUCCCAAAUUCUCUCCAUUCUGUGUUGCUGUAAAGAUUUUUCCCAGAUGUGUCAGUGGCCAUGCGAUAACAGCCACUUAACACUGUCUGGGACUAUGUCAGGAACUAAAAGUGUUUCUGCUAAUAAGCUGAAGAACUCGGUAGAGAAUCUGGAGCACGACUACGGAAGCAAUUUACGAAGAGUCUCACUUUUCCCUGAGCUUGAAUUUGAGUUCAGCUGUAGUCAGAUCUCAGCUCAGUGUGAGAGUGAAGAAAAAGGGGGUCAACAUGCUACACCCAGAAAAAAAGGGUGUCACAACCAGGGAACUAUAACUGCUUUCUUAAUGCUUAAUGUCCUGCUGAUGUUUUCCUCCCUCUUUCUAUUAUGAAAACAAACUCGAAACCGUCUCUUUCAUUUUAACUUUCAAAACUAGCAUUUUGCAAAAGAUAAUUUGGCCCUUAAUCUUUUUUUCCCCCUUUUAUUGUGUAGAUAUUAUGUGGCCCAAACUACCUGAGGGUUGAUUUUCAGGUUAAUGAGGUUAUGUUGUCUUUAAGCUUCUUCACUUGCCCACAUUGUCCUUAACAUCUGCUAUCAGCUUUAGGUUCUUAGUUCAUCGCCGUGUGUUUUCAAUGAGACAGUAAUGAAGCUUUGGAUUAUUUGACCCUUUGCAUCUGAAUCCUGGACCUUCUUGCUGCUGCUUUUGAUGAUACCUUUAUGUCUGUUGAAAACCACAGGUGGCCACCGGGAUUAUCCCGCUAUAUGUUCUUGGUGGUUUUAGUAAUCCCCACUGGAAUGUCACACUGUCUGUUUACAUCUCAUCAAUAAAGUAUUCUGAAAGCAAAACAAAGAAGAGUAUCAAAGGUUAAUUUACAGAUGAAUGCAUGACAACGUGCGAUGGACAAUGAGCUUACGCUGAAAAGGAGACGGUGCUGAAUAUUUAAGGGAUUUCCUUUAUUACAAUGCGUUGUUGUUUGAUUCAAAAUGCUCCAAAGCAAGAUCUCGUUCUGUUUUUGGAAUAAAAGCUGAUAAUUCGUUUUUAAUUUGGUAAAACCUGCUGUAAAUGUGCACAUUUAAUGUCUAAAUAUGUGGGUUUUUUUAUUUGAUUUUAAAUAUUUACUGUAAAUACAUAAAGGAGAUUUAUUUUUCAAAUGUUAAAAAUGUAUGUAAAAUACCUCUGAAGAAAAUGUAUGUUAACAUCAUUAUUAAAAAUUUUGCAUUUCAA
Messenger RNA from Haplochromis burtoni (Burton's mouthbrooder), 2464 nucleotides. Its product is annotated as DNA repair protein XRCC4. Gene Ontology annotation, molecular function: DNA binding. NCBI's taxonomy places the organism in Eukaryota, Metazoa, Chordata, Actinopteri, Cichliformes, Cichlidae. The coding region runs from base 105 to 1181 and encodes 358 amino acids. Gene Ontology annotation, biological process: response to X-ray; positive regulation of ligase activity; immunoglobulin V(D)J recombination. The transcript is spliced from 8 exons. The record is from RefSeq and is a predicted model, not a curated record. Gene Ontology annotation, cellular component: DNA-dependent protein kinase-DNA ligase 4 complex; nucleus; DNA ligase IV complex.